AUGGUGGAGAAAAGUAUUGAAAAUCUGAACAAUCAAAAGAAUGAGCAGAUUUCAGGUCAGAUGGAAUUCAGGUCUCAGAAAGGCAAUAUUCCCUUAACAGAUGGUCUCAUGCCUCCCAACAACGUGACUGAAUUUAUUCUCCUGGGACUCACACAGGACCCAUAUUUGCAAAAAAUUCUCUUCAUUGUCUUUUUGUUCAUUUUUCUAUUUACCCUGUUGGCCAAUUUGUUCAUUGUCGUCACUAUCUCCCUCAGUCCCACGCUUUCAGCUCCUAUGUACUUUUUUCUCACUUACCUGUCGUUCAUAGAUGCCUCUUACACCUGCGUCACCACCCCCAAAAUGAUCAUUGACCUCAUCUUUCAGAGGAGAACCAUCUCCUUGGGCAGUUGCUUGGCUCAGCUCUUUGUGGAACACUUUCUGGGCGGUUCAGAGAUCAUCCUCCUCAUUGUCAUGGCCUAUGACCGCUACGUGGCCAUCUGCAAACCCCUGCACUACACCACCAUCAUGAGACAGGGGUUAUGCCGCCUCCUGGUGGUGGUGGCCUGGAUGGGCGGGAUCCUUCAUGCCACAGUGCAGAUUCUUUUCAUGGUCAACUUGCCCUUCUGUGGCCCCAAUACCAUCGACCACUUCAUGUGUGACCUCUUCCCCCUGCUGAAGCUGGCCUGCAGGGACACAUACUUGCUUGGACUAGUGGUGGCUGCCAACAGUGGGGCCAUGUGCUUGCUCAUUUUCUCCAUGCUUCUCGUCUCCUAUAUCGUCAUCCUCUGCUCCCUGAAAUCGCACGGCUCUGCAGGGCAACGCAAGGCUCUCUCCACCUGCGGGUCCCAUUUUACGGUAGUUGUACUCUUCUUUUUGCCCUGCAUAUUCACCUACAUGCGUCCUGUGGUCACCUACCCGGUCGACAAGUUGGUGACUGUGCUUUUUGCAAUUCUUACCCCUAUGUUAAAUCCUAUCAUUUACACAGUGAGAAAUACAGAGGUGAAAAGUGCCAUGAAGAGCUUGUUGAAGACAAGGGCACUUAAUUAG
Molecule: messenger RNA, 1026 nt
Organism: Elephantulus edwardii (Cape elephant shrew)
Lineage: Eukaryota; Metazoa; Chordata; Mammalia; Macroscelidea; Macroscelididae
Product: olfactory receptor 140-like
Exons: 3
Coding region: 1-1026 (341 amino acids)
Biological process (GO): G protein-coupled receptor signaling pathway
Cellular component (GO): membrane
Molecular function (GO): G protein-coupled receptor activity; olfactory receptor activity
Source: RefSeq, a predicted model, not a curated record